Durusdinium trenchii is the source of this 885-nucleotide messenger RNA. NCBI's taxonomy places the organism in Eukaryota, Dinophyceae, Suessiales, Symbiodiniaceae. The record is from the annotation of a GenBank genome assembly.
AUGGCCCAGGUGAGUGUGUUCCAAAAGCCAAGGGGGCAGCACAUUCUACAGUUUUCUACCUUGAGAUGCAUCAAGAUGCGCAUUUCGCCGCGAUGGUAUGCGGUUCCUGUGAACUUGGUGUUGCUCAUCAUUUUGCUAUAUUUGCUGGCUUUUUCACUCAAGCAAGCACGGGUUGUCCCUGAUAUCAACGAAGGUGCCUUCGUUGCAGCUGCGAUAAGGUAUGCCUUUCUGAUUGCUUUGCCAUUCCUGCUAUUCUCAGCUGUGUUCUCGAUAAGAACUGUUCAGCGCUUGCCGGGUGAUGAGGCUGCAAGGCUGAUUUUUCGGUAUUGGAAAGAUGCUCUCCCGCAGUCCAAGGACUUGCCAGAGAAGUUUCGAGGUGUCUUUUGGAUGAGCACUGAUCCCUCACCUGAACUGUGCACCAACUUUGAAGCUGCGUCCUUCGAUGCUGCUUCACGGACUAUGAAGCUUUUCCCGGGGGCACCAUAUACCUGGGUGUGGUGCGAUAGCUACAUGGGGUGGGCAUUCUACUUGUUCUUCACCUUCAUCAAUCCCAUUUAUACGUUGCAAGUGCGCUGGGAUGAGGCAUACCGCAAAGCAUACCUGCCCAGCAUUUUGUUUGGAUGUUUCAACGUCGAUUGGAUGACCUGCUCCGCUAUGUACAUAGAACAGCUGGAUGAUGAAGGAAACGAGUGGGCAAGGACAAGCUAUGUCUUUGGACAAACAUUCAAGCACGGCUCCUACACGUUGAAGAAGGUGAUUGACAAAGACGGCGGUGAGCUGCCUGCCUUCGAUGACAUGGUUCUGUCUCUCAAGGAAAAGAGGGAAGUCCAAGGCUACAUCAAACCGUGGGGUCAAUUGGUGCGCGGCAACGUGUUUCACUCCUGA